Oppiella nova is the source of this 526-nucleotide messenger RNA. The record is from the annotation of a GenBank genome assembly. NCBI's taxonomy places the organism in Eukaryota, Metazoa, Arthropoda, Arachnida, Sarcoptiformes, Oppiidae.
GAGGUUUAAACCGCCGCCGACUAACCAACCGUCCAUUGGCUGGAGAGUGGAGUUCCGUCCGAUGGAGAUCCAGAUGACUGACUUCGAGAACGCGGCUUAUGCUGUGUUUGUCGUACUUUUGUCACGAAUUAUACUUCAAUACAAUCUUAAUCUCGUUAUUCCCAUCUCUAAAGUCGAUGAGAAUAUGAGUGAAGGACAGAAGAGGGAUGCCAUCAAUAGAUCUAAAUUCUGGUUCAGAAAAGACAUCUUCAGUUCAAAUGAAUCUCAAGAACUUAAUAAUAACUCAAAUGGUUAUAACGAUAAUCACGAGACACAAGACUCUGAAGAGGAAUCAUAUAUACAGAUGACUAUCAAUGAGAUAAUCAAUGGUUACGGACAGGAAUUUCCGGGAUUAGUGCCAUUAAUGAGAGAGUAUGUGAAGAGUAUAUCACUGGACGCCUACACCUCCUGUAAAGUCCAACAGUAUAUCCAAUUGAUUGCCGACAGAGCGUCGGCUAAACUCCAGACAAACGCCCAAUGGAUCCGA